CCCGUUUUGGUCCGAUCAGGGGCCGCCCAUUGAUGCCCGGCCGCGUCUUCGCUCACGUGGGCUCACAGCGAAGCUGGCCGCUUUUGCCAUGCCAACUCCUCCAAGUCCUCCCACGGAUGCCACUGGGGGUGGCGCCACUGACACUGCGGACGUCACCACUUCGGACUCCUUCUUGGGCUUCGUCUGCGGCGACACCGUGGUGGCCGCACGGGACCUACGGGUCCGGGGCAAGGUCGUGGUCCGCCAGGGCGGCAGUGGCUAUGUCAUCGGCCCUGCAGCUUCAUCGGGGCGCAUCUGCGUGCAGUUCGAGCAACGGGAGGAUCAGAGCGAGAAUCGCUUGAACUGCCUUCCCGAUGAGCUCAGGCACACCUUGGCGGGCGGCUACUUAGCCGGCACCCGCGUGCGUAGCCACCGGACCUUAGAGUCUCCUGCAGGGACCUCCAUCCCAGCUGGCUGCUCUGGUGUGGUGAUUGGCCCUGCCCGGGAUCCCUUGUUCCAGCGACUCCUCGUCCGCUUCGCGCUGAACGGUCAGGAUCAUGUAGAAGAGUUGGUGUGCGACCCACAGGACGUGGAGAGCAGCAUCCCGGGGAACUUCCGACGGGGUAACGCGGUGAUCGCCACCCGAGACCUCCGAGUGAAUGGUCAGGUCGUGGUCCGGGAGGGCGUGCUGGGCACCGUGGUGGGCCCCAGUCACUCGGAUUCCCAGCACAGAGUCACGGUGAGCUUCAGCCAUCGGGAGGAUAGCAGCCGAAACCGCUUGAAUUGCGUGGUCAAUGAGAUCAAGCUGUAUUUGGCUGGGAAUUUAGAAGUGGGUGCUCGUGUCCAGGCGGCGCGGCCCAUUAGUUACGACCGCCUGGCGCCGGUGCCUACCGGCUCCAUCGGCACGGUGCUGGGCCCCGCGCAGGAUGAGCCCUUGGCGCGGAUUUUGGUGCGCUGGGACUCCGCCCCACCAGCAGGAGCGCCCCCAGAGCGCGAGGCCCACUCAGAUGAUUUGAGGCUUAUGAUCGCGGGCGGCUUCCGCCGGGGCGAGACGGUCUUAGCGGCGAAGGAUCUGAGAGUGAAAGGUCUGGUGGUCGUGAAGCAGAACGUGCUGGGCACCGUGGUGGGUCAAAGUGCCACCGACCCCGGAGGCCGCGUCACGGUGUGCUUCACUCGUCGAGAAGACGGCCGUAGCAACAACCUGAAUGUGGUCCCGGCCGAAAUCCAGCACAUGCCCUGCACGGGCGGCCUAGUCCCGGGCGAUCGGGUCGCCGCCCUGCGACAGCUCCUGGUGGUGCCCAAAGGCGCUCAAGGCAUGGUGGUGGGCCCCUCAUGCUCGCAGUCCAGCCGUGUGGCGGUGCGCUUCCAUUCCUCCUCCGCCGAGAGCAGCGGCGAGUGCGCCGACUCCUCCGAAGAAGUGGUGCUGCAUGUGGAGCCGGAGGACCUGAAAGUCCUCCAUGCCGUGGCGGAGGACGUGGACGAUGCCCUGCAGCCUGAAAGAGAGGAUGACACUGAAGAUUCGGGGCCUGCGCUCGCAGGAGGCUACAAUCGCGGAGAUGCAGUGGCAGCCACGCGCGAUUUGCGCGUGGGUGGCAAAGUGGUGGUCCGGGCGAACAUUUUGGGCACCGUGGUGGGCCCCUCUGGCCAGGACCCCACGAGCCGCAUCACGGUGGCCUUCGCAUGGCGGGAGGAUGGAAAAAGUAACAACCUGAACGUCAUCGCCAGUGAGAUUCGGCGCGUGGACACCCAGACGCGGCCGGAGAAGGGCGAGAUCUGUGCCAUCUGCCUGGCCGAGCUGGGUUCACAGAGCGAGGAGGGUAUUUGCCGCAUGCCUUGUGGCCAUAUGCUCCACAAGACCUGUGUGACGGCCUACUUGAACCAUCAAACUACGCAGACGAGCAGUCCCACGACUCGGCCAUCCACUUUAGGUGUGCCAGCUCCCUUAAAGCCAGCUCAGUGUCCGGUUUGUCGGAAGGAAGUGCUACCCUGAGGAAGUGCUGAUUUCGGCGUGAGAAAAGCGAGGCGAAAGGCUUAGCAGCUUAAGCUGCACGUUAAAAACGUUGGACUCAUGACAUGAAC
Molecule: messenger RNA, 2058 nt
Organism: Durusdinium trenchii
Lineage: Eukaryota; Dinophyceae; Suessiales; Symbiodiniaceae
Source: the annotation of a GenBank genome assembly